AUGUCUUUUGGCAGGUCUUUGGCAUUAAGCCAGAAUGCAUUUCUUCAGCCACCCACCUCAUCAAAGGACCGAAUUUCAGGAGAAGGCACAGACGAUGAGUCAAAAAGCUUGCAUCGUGGAAGGGGGGCAACUUUACAAGAUUCUUUUGCUGGAAGAAUAAACAAUAAUAGAUUUAUCGGUCGCCCAUAUGCCUCUCGCUGGAGACAUCAUCUGUCUUCGAGUAAUGCCCCGUUAUCGUCGAGAAACUUCCUGUACAGCAAAGAUCAGCCUGAAGAUACGGAAGACGAAGGAUUUGAUUCGAAUGAUGUCGAUUUCGUGAGCUCCGAUGCUCGGUUACCCGAGUCGGAUAUGCUCGAAGCUAUUCACUCCUAUUCGAGCCAUUUCUAUGCGAACGCUGUCGAUAAUUGUGGGAGCAACGACUUUGCCAGUAUGGACGAAACAGCGUUGAUUGCAAUGGGUAUUCUGCUAGAAGAACUGGCCAACCAUUCAUUGGGCGAAACCGGUGAUUUGGUUCUGGUAGAACGUGAUGGCGAGGAUGAUUCCGACUUGGAAAGCGUUGCCAGCUGCCUGUCUACUGGAAGCAGAGUCAGAAAGCGAUCCAAUUCUGUUCGAAGCGCCCCAAGGAACAAGUCCAUUUCGCCCGAAACAAAAUGUCAACUAAUACUGGAUUACAUACGCUCAACUCGCAUUUGUCAUACCCUUAAAGACCUCGAAAAGUCUCUGCCACCCGUCGCCUCGAUCAACGGAAUUCAAGUCAAAGAAUACAUACAAGGGUUACUAGACGACAACAAGAUACGUGUGGAGAAGAUCGGCAGUGUCAAUUGGUACUGGAGCUUCCCCAGCGAUGAGCAACGAGAGCGCGAGAACGCAAAGGAGAAGCUCGUUCGGGAUAUGGAGCGAUUGACGAAAACCACAGACCAGCUAGAAGCUGAAAUACGCGAAAAGGAGGCCUCAUUGAACAAUGAUAGCGGGGGUGAUGAUCCUGCUAUCGUUGCUGCGAAAGCUGCUGAACGGAAAAAUUUGACGAACCAGAAGUUUACUCUGGACGAAGAAGUAAAGGUGCUCGAAGCAAAGCAGAACGCUCUCGAGUCCGGUGGUGCUGCGGGCAUCAAAAAGAAAACAGGGGACAUCGUUACGUGGAAAGCAGAUACAGCCAUGUGGACUGACAACAUCUACAUUAUGGAGCAGUAUCUUAGUACAAUUGCCUGCGGAGACCGUGAUCUUAUUGAGUCGGUGAAGAGACAGUGCUGUGGAAAGGAAUAUGUGGAAGGUGAAGGCUUGCCCGAAUUGCAAUUCUAA
Talaromyces rugulosus is the source of this 1299-nucleotide messenger RNA. RefSeq lists its product as uncharacterized. Gene Ontology annotation, biological process: nucleolar large rRNA transcription by RNA polymerase I. Bases 1 to 1299 code for a protein of 432 amino acids. The record is from RefSeq and is a predicted model, not a curated record. The transcript is spliced from 3 exons. Lineage: Eukaryota; Fungi; Ascomycota; Eurotiomycetes; Eurotiales; Trichocomaceae. Gene Ontology annotation, cellular component: RNA polymerase I upstream activating factor complex. Gene Ontology annotation, molecular function: RNA polymerase I cis-regulatory region sequence-specific DNA binding.